UUAACUUGCGCAACUAUCGAUAAAUAAACAAACCUAGUAUAUUUUUUUUUUCCAGAUCAAAUCUUUCUUUUCCUCCAUUUUUCCAACCAAGAAAAGCUUCAAGAAAUUGGAAUAAUCUUUGAAUUAUUUCUCGUUUCAUAGUAUAAUCAGAACCUUACCUCCACUGCCACCGCCACCGCCUUCAGAAAAGAACCCUUUUCAAUCUUCAAGAUCCCCACCGUCUUCUUCAUCACCGGUACAAGGAGGUAAUCAAAGUACACCAAAUUGAUGGAGGAUUUGUUUGGGAGGAGGAGAUAGAGACGGGAACUGUUCUUGGUCAAAUAAAUCCUGAUCAGUGCUCUAGGAUGCUCUAACAUCUUUGCUGAGGGAUGAACGGCAAUCGAAACAUGUUUACAGCUUUGCUACCAAAAUGGGGGAGGUCUGGGAUGACAGAAUGUCAUAUGUUCAUCUCGGCAUGCUUCGCUGUUGUUUUAGUUGGAAUCUGUACAAUAGCUUACACCAUCUUCCAGUGGAGAAGAAACACUAGCAUUAGCUGGAUGAAACAAAUAGCUACGUCUUCUAAGAAAAAUCCAAAAGCAAAGCACAAAGUCCCGAUAGCCACACACACAUGGAGCUUGGAGUCCCUUUCGCGUGGGAAAAGUCUAAAUUGUUGUGUUUGUUUGGAAUCCGUAAGCCCAACUCAGCCUCUGAUGACCUCCAACAGCUUCAUUCACCGUUGCAAUGUAUGUGGUGCAGCCGCACAUCUAAGCUGCUCCUCAAAGGCGCAAAAGGAUUGUAAGUGUGUUUCGAUGACAGGGUAUGAAAACAUGAUUCACCAGUGGGCUGUCAGGUGGACAGAGAUUGCUGAUCAACCAGAUGAAACUUCCUCCUGUAGUGUUUGUGACGAGCCUUGUAAUGCAUCGUUUCUUGGUGGUUCUGCAAUCUGGUGCUGCUUGUGGUGUCAGCGGCUUGUUCAUUUUGAGUGCCAUGUUAAUGUGUUCCAUGAAUUGGGUGAUAUUUGUGAUUUGGGUCCAUUCAAAAGGCUCAUCUUAUCACCACUCUUUGUUAAGGAAUUGAGUCGUACUAGCUCAGGUGGUUUUCUGAGUUCAAUCACGCAAGGAGCUAAUGAGCUUGCAUCUACAAUGCGUGUGCGCAUCAAGAGUCACCGCAAGAAGCACAAGCGUGGGAGUGAAACCUCUAUGGAUAGUACAGCAAAUACAUCAAGCACCUGCGAUCAGUCAAUGGAGAGUACUGCUGAUACUGAUCAAACACCAAAAGGUUUGUAUGGAAAUGGUGAAAGUUGUAGUGGUAAUACAAAGUUGCAGGUAACUCAUGAUGGUGGUGAAAUGAAUAACAAGGUGGACCUGAAGCCAAAUUACCAAAAGGUACUAUCAUCCAAUCAGAGAGACGAGUCUCAGGUUUUAGGGAUACAACAGAAAUAUGAGUUGAUAGAUUUGCCUCCAGAUACAAGACCACUUCUUGUUUUCAUAAACAAAAAGAGUGGGGCCCAACGUGGCAGUACACUCAGGCAACGUUUGAACAUCCUUUUGAAUCCUGUUCAGGUCUUCGAAUUGAGCGCCACACAAGGACCAGAGGUUGGCCUUUAUUUAUUUAGAAGGGUACCUCAUUUCAGGGUUCUGGUAUGUGGGGGGGAUGGUACAGUCUGUUGGGUUCUUGAUGCCAUCGACAAGCAAAAUUUUGUAUCUCCUCCCCCAGUUGCAAUUCUUCCUGCAGGGACAGGGAAUGAUCUAGCAAGGGUUUUGUCCUGGGGAGGUGGUUUGGGUGUAGUGGAGAGGCAAGGAGGACUUUGUGCGGUGUUGAACCACAUAGAGCAUGCAGCAGUCACUAUUCUUGAUCGAUGGAAGAUAACAAUAACAAACCAACAUGGGAAAGUUCAAUCACCAAAGUUCAUGAAUAACUAUCUUGGAAUUGGGUGUGAUGCAAAGGUGGCUUUGGAUAUUCAUAAUUUGCGGGAAGAGAAUCCAGAGAAGUUCUAUAACCAGUUUAUGAACAAAGUGCUUUAUGCUCGUGAAGGUGCAAGGAGUAUCAUGGAUAAUACGUUUGAAGACUUCCCUUGGCAAGUCCGAGUAGAGGUGGAUGGGGUAGACGUAGAGAUCCCUGAGGAUGUGGAAGGUGUACUUGUUGCUAAUAUUGGUAGCUACAUGGGAGGUGUGGAUUUGUGGCAAAACGAGGAUGAAACUGAUGAUAAUUUUGAUCCUCAGUCCAUGCAUGACAAGAUGCUAGAGGUUGUCAGCAUAUCAGGAAUGUGGCAUCUAGGAAAGCUUCAGGUUGGACUUUCACGAGCCAAACGACUUGCACAAGGGCAAUCUAUCAAGAUCCAUAUCUGUGUUCCCUUGCCAGUCCAAGUGGAUGGCGAGCCUUGGUUUCAAGAACCGUGCACAUUGACUGUAUCACACCAUAGCCAGGCAUUCAUGCUGAAGAGGGCUACUGAGGAACCUCUUGGUCAUGCAGCUGCCCUGAUAGCUGAUGUACUCGAGAAUGCUGAAAGCAGUCGUGUCAUUACUGCCUCCCAAAAGCGAGUCCUGCUUCAAGAAAUGGCAUUAAGGUUAUCUUAGCGACAGAGAAUAGUUUACAUCCCAAACCACAUCAGUAUUUGAUUGAUCUUUAUGGGUUUUUCUUAGCUCUCACUGUAUCUUAUGGAAAUUGUACAUUUUAAAUCGUUAAAUAGUAGAGCACAGUACUGGGCGAAGUCCCUGAUUUCUGGGCUAGGAUAGCCUAGUUAAAUGUGGAAAUAGUCCUCGUGUUCAGCCAGUGGAAGUAUGUCAUGUGUCUAUGGUUGUUUACUGUAAAGAAAAGCAUUGUCACUCGG
Papaver somniferum (opium poppy) is the source of this 2809-nucleotide messenger RNA. Its product is annotated as diacylglycerol kinase 1-like. The transcript is spliced from 3 exons. Bases 369 to 2555 code for a protein of 728 amino acids. NCBI's taxonomy places the organism in Eukaryota, Viridiplantae, Streptophyta, Magnoliopsida, Ranunculales, Papaveraceae. Gene Ontology annotation, molecular function: ATP-dependent diacylglycerol kinase activity. The record is from RefSeq and is a predicted model, not a curated record.